CUCUGAUAACUGAUAACAGCGAGUUUACGAAACGAAAAUUUCAUACCGUGAUACAUUGAUAAAAUCAAAAUAACCAAAAGUCGUGAACAUCAGUAGACAGUAGUUUUUAGUAUUACAUUUUUACAAUUUUGUCGUUUUUUUUUUUUUUGUGUGUUCAAACUUCAAUCGAAAUUUGUAUUUCGUCCAUAACAGGUAGAUGAGCAUUUUUUUUAGCAUCAGUGUCUGUGUUUGAAAGUCAAAGGACAUGAUCCCAUGAUAAAUAUCCGGUGAUUUGAGAUUUAUUUAUUUACAAAAUAACAAAUCUAAUCAUUGAUUUACUGUAUUGUGGUAAGAGGUGUUAUGCAGUAAAAAAUGUCGAACAACAGCAUUUCAAUAUACAAAUUCAAACCAUUUCAGUUCACUACACUAAAAAAAAAUUCCGAUCCACAGCUACAUCCAUUAGCUAGAAGUGGACAUCGUGUGGUGUGCAAUAGUGCCUAUUUAUUCUCGUAUGGAGGCUUCAACCCUCAAAAUAGUGUUAGACGAGAUAAUUUGCUUCGUACUCGAGUAUCAUCCGCCAUGCGAGAGCUUUGGAAGUAUAGUUUUGAUUUAGCUGAAUGGAAAAUAAUUAAGUGCCAGAAUGUUCCUCAAGAAUUAGCAUCUAGUUCAGUUUCACUAUCGGGUAACAUAAUCAUUAUAUAUGGAGGUACUGGAGUUCCAUUUGGAGCAUUUUGUAGCAAUCGCAUGUAUUUGGCCAAUUUAGCCAAUGAGUAUAAAGAAAAUGGAAUGGUUUUUGAAGAGUUAGAAGUGUCUGGAGAUGUUCCAUUACCAUUGUAUGGACAAGGUGUCGUAAUGGAUGGUAAAUAUAUUUAUUCAAUUGGUGGUACAUCUGGUUACGAAUAUGAGAUGGAUGUUCAUCGAUUUGAUCUAAGCACAAAAAAAUGGGAGUUGUUACAUAAGUCACUUGGAGAAGGUCAGGAACCUGAACCUAGAUAUCGACAUGAAGUGGUAUGCUAUAAGGAUAGAAUAUACAUAUUCGGUGGAGGACGAGGUGGUACAAGGAAUAUUUACUAUGGUUUUUCGAAAAUCCAUAUGUUUGACUUGGCUACUAGACAAUGGCAAUUUCUUCCGGCCAAACAUGACCACAGGGUGCCAAAACCCGGUUAUCCAAAUAACCGAAGCUGCCAUAGCUGUGUUCAGUGUCCUGAGAAUCCUAAUUUGGUGUAUAUAUGUGGUGGUUUUGAUGGUUUUCAAUCCUUUAAAGAUGUUUGGCGUUUUGAUUUCGAUACAUUGCAGUGGGAAAAACUUACCAAGUGUAUAAUGCCUCGGCCAGUAUACUUUCAUUCAACUGCUGUAACUCCUUCUGGUCGUAUGUGUUGUUAUGGUGGCAUAAUUUCCGAAGACGAUAUAGAUGCUAGAGGUGGCCGUUCAAAUGAUAUAACCUGUGCAUGGAUUAUAAUACCCAAAUUGAAAGUUAUAUGUUGGGAAGCAAUGAUUCAUUAUUUCAAAGAUCAGAUGUUUGAAUCUAGUGAUGAGAGUCUAAAGAAAAUUGGUUUACCUCAAGAAUUCUAUGAACGAAUAAUUGAAGCACGUAGAGUUUGUUAAUUAAGUUGAUUUUAAAAUAAAUGUCUUCAUUAAAGUUUUCUAGAAUAUUAAUUUUGUUAAUAUUAUAUAAAUAUUUUUGAUGAAUUUAUAAAAUCUUGUAUGGUUUUUAAUGUCAAUUGUAUAAUUGUAUUACAUGUAUUACAUCACUAUGAAAUUUAUCAAAAAGUGGUUUUAUAACCAUAAAAUAUGUAAUUUAAUGUUUUAAACAUUUUUACAAUCAUUUUUAUUAUUGCUUAUUUUUAUUUUAUUGUUAAGAAUCAAAAAAAAAAAAAAUACUAGGUAUAAAUUGUAAUUUGUAUAAAUCUGACCUAAGCUGACUAAACUCAUCAACAUUAUUAUUGUAAUUUUAUUAUUAACAUAAAUCAUAAUAUAUGUAUUCAAAACUAUUGUGGUUGAUGUAUUCUUAUAAUAUGUGUUAUAAUAAAAUUGAUUUUCAACAAU
This is a messenger RNA of Aphis gossypii (cotton aphid), 2025 nucleotides long. Its product is annotated as kelch domain-containing protein 10 homolog. Gene Ontology annotation, biological process: positive regulation of stress-activated MAPK cascade. Bases 352 to 1584 code for a protein of 410 amino acids. Gene Ontology annotation, molecular function: protein binding. Lineage: Eukaryota; Metazoa; Arthropoda; Insecta; Hemiptera; Aphididae. The record is from RefSeq and is a predicted model, not a curated record. The transcript is spliced from 5 exons.